This is a messenger RNA of Cydia strobilella, 2961 nucleotides long. RefSeq lists its product as uncharacterized. Gene Ontology annotation, biological process: neurogenesis. Lineage: Eukaryota; Metazoa; Arthropoda; Insecta; Lepidoptera; Tortricidae. Gene Ontology annotation, cellular component: cytosol. The coding region runs from base 147 to 1898 and encodes 583 amino acids. Gene Ontology annotation, molecular function: protein binding. The transcript is spliced from 9 exons. The record is from RefSeq and is a predicted model, not a curated record.
CAGAUUUGACGUUGACGUUUGGACGCUAAAUACUAUUUUUAUUUUCGUUUCGUGAAUCGUUUACGUAAAACAACAAUAAUUGCUUUUUAGGCCCGACGUGGGCUUUCAAAGUUUCGCUAAAUCCUCAGUGCAGUGAAUGCCCAAAAAUGGCAGAAACUUGUGAUUGGCAGUUAAGAUGUACGGAGCUGAAGCACCGAGGUUCUCACCUUUUACAAUCCGGCCAGUGGUCUGAUUGCUCGUUCCUGGUGGGCUCGGAGCCGCACCAGGUCGUGGUACCAGGCCACAAGCUCAUUCUGGCCAUGGCGUCGCCGGUGUUUGAGGCCAUGUUCUACGGAGGAAUGGCUGAAAGAAACGAGCCAAUUCCAAUUCUGGAUGUGCAACCAGAAGCUUUCAAAGCGUUGCUAGAAUAUAUCUACACAGACAACAUAAAUAUAAGCUCUUUCGACAAAGCCUGCGAACUGUGCUAUGGAGCCAAGAAGUACAUGCUGCCGCACCUGGUGAAGGAAUGCACGCAGUAUCUCUGGUCCGACCUGUAUCCCAAGAAUGCUUGCCGCGCUUACGAGUUCGCCAGAUUGUUUGAGGAGAGUAUGCUUAUGGACAAAUGUAUACAGAUAAUAAGCACCAACACAAAAGAAGUGCUCACAGACAGCAGUUUUGAAGAGGUGGAGCUGAGUACAGUGAUAACUGUGUUCUCGCUGGAGCACCUAAACGUGGACAGCGAGCUGGACCUUUUCGAGGCGGCGGCGCGUUACGCGCGUGCGCAGGCGCGCCGCCAGCCCUCCCUGGGGCCUGCGAGCCCCAAACCCGCCACCAGCGAGGAGAAGGUGGUAGUAGUGGAAAGCAGUGCGGAAAGCAGCCCGCUCUCGGGGUCCGGCGAGGGUUGCGCCUCCGUCUCGGGCUGCUCGGGCUCGGGCUCGGCGCGGCCGCGGCGCCCCCCGCCCCCGCCCGGCCCCGAGCCCGACGCGCCGGGCGCCAACACUGAGUCCGAGCCCGGUGAGAGCGACGCGCACAUUAGGACAGACAAGCUGAGCAUCCGUCGCGCCGUCGAUAAGAUCCGCUUCCUCACGCUCACGCCCCAACAGUUCGCCGAGGGCCCCGCGCGUUCCUCGCUCCUCACAGAAUCGGAGGCCUUCGCGGUCCUCAUGAACAUCCUCUCCAGCAGCUCUGAUGUUCCACUCCCAGCUGGCUUCAGCUCCUGCCGGGUGCCGAGGAAGCAGCUCAUCGGCAGCGGACCCUCCAACAAUAUGCCGACGUUCACGGUGGACACGCCGUCGCCCGUGAUGGUGGAGCACCCGGAGCGCCCGCUGCCCGCGCUGCCCUAUCCAAGGCCUCGGCACGACGUUCCAGGUGUCCGAAUGUCCUCUUCCAUCCACACGCUCUCAGCGCUCGGCCCCGAGCACCUGGAGCGACACAGCAACGACUUCAACAAGAUCUACUGUCAGCGGCCCAUCAUACAGCACACCGACUGUUUGAACACCAGCGUUCUAGACUGCUCUGUGACCUUUAUGGUGGAUAAGAACAUCUGUCUACUCGGGGUUCAGGUUCCAACGCAAGCGCCAAGCGAGGAGAGCGCCGUGUCCGCGCUCGGCGGGACCGGCUACUCCGAGCUGCUGUACGCGCAUCUGCUCGACGCCGACGGCGCACGGCUCACGUACACACACUACACCAACCGGGUGCCUUACAGACAUCUACUGGAUAUCAUGUUUAACAGACCAGUCUAUAUACAGCGGAACAAGGUAUACAAGGUGGGCAUAGUGUUCAACAAAGUGGGCUGGUACCCGAUGGGCUCCUGCGCCCAGCAGGUGGCCGCCGAGUCCGUCUUCUUCAACUUUGGGAUUGGGCAGUCGAGCGACUCGGUCCGCGACGGACUCAUACGGUCCAUCAUAUUCACCUACUAGCACACACACGGUGGAUACGUCCACAUCACCUAGAAUAUUUAUUUAUCUAUAAAUACGUUUACACGACUUUACAGUAAACCAAUACGUAAUGAGACUAACACAACAACAUAGAAUCAUUACACUAAGUAUAACAUUACAUUUCACACACGGAUAACAAACAUUACGUUACACUCGAGGGCCUAUCAUCACCUCACAGAACCUCAAGCAUUCGUUUCUCACAGCCACCCAUCGCCAUGCAAUCAGAUCGCAUUCCGGUGCUGACGCCAAGAGCGCAUUAAGUAGAGAGAGAGCGCGCGGCAGUGGCGAUUUCCUUCGCGACACAGUUCGCGUAGCCGGCACAGCUUAAAGAACGCGUCUCCACGGCCUGAGAUCUAUUCUGGAGACACCUGGAAGUGGAACAAACAGUCGCACGCAAUAUGUCUGUCUCACUCUAUCUAUACCAGUCCAGACUAGGUCCUCGAUGGGCUCAUACGUUUUAUCAUAUUAACCUACCAGCACACACAGGGUGGAUACGUCGACAUCAUCUAGGGUUAGAAGCGGACCAAGCUAACUCGACACGGCAUUUGCAAUGCCAAAGGGUGGCAAUCUUAUCAUUAAUGCCAAAUUUCUAUGAAAAUAUGUCGUUACACCCUCACUUUGUUCUUGGUCGGUGCAGGAUUAGCUAAACGUCAAAAACAUAUGUAGGUAAUGCUGGUAAUAUCACAAAUGAGAUAUCUCUCGAAUGCGUAAUAUGGCAUUACGUAUCACUCCGAGAAAUCAAACAUUACUUCAAACAUCACUCAUUACGCGAGCGCGAACGACCGAGCGAUUCAAUACACUUAUUUUAUAGAUUCACAAUAGAUUUUUAUUUGGUAUUAAUCAUAUACCGUCCGUUACAUUAAGUUACAUAAUAAUAAUUAAUUACAAAAUUAUCAUAAAUUAAAAUACAUAUUUCAAUAAAUUAUUCCAUUUCCCAUAAUGAUAGACUAGAUAUAAUUAUAAUACUUAAUGGAUUAUAAAUAAUAUAUUUCAAUGUAUGUACUAUUAAACUUUAUGAGACUUGUUAUUUAAAAAAAAUGUGACU